Aureococcus anophagefferens is the source of this 2940-nucleotide messenger RNA. RefSeq lists its product as hypothetical. The transcript has 3 exons. The coding region runs from base 1 to 2940 and encodes 979 amino acids. The record is from RefSeq and is a predicted model, not a curated record. NCBI's taxonomy places the organism in Eukaryota, Pelagophyceae, Pelagomonadales, Pelagomonadaceae. Gene Ontology annotation, molecular function: protein binding.
AUGUUCGCGAAGACGUCCCAGUCGCUGGGCGUCGUGCUGCGGCGGGCGCGGGCGUCGGGCUUCCUCGAGCUGAGCGACCGGCGCCUGCGGGCGCUGCCCGUCGAGGCCUACGCGCCGACGCCCGAGGACCUGGAUCCCGACGAGAAGUUCUGGGAGAUCGUGGAGCUGCGGAGCCUCGACGCCACGGGCAACCUCUUCGACGAGCUGCCGGGCGACUGGCGGUCCGUGGGCACGCUGCGCCAGCUGCGCGUGGGCAAGAACCGGCUCUGCGCGCUGCCCGAGGGCAUCUUCGCCGACCUGCCGAAUCUGGAGGUGCUCGACUGCGGCGACAACCAGAUCCGGCACCUCCCCGGCUUCCAGGGCUGCGGCGCGUCCCUGAAGACGCUCCUCGCGCCGCGGAAUCGGCUGCAGGCGCUCGACGCGGGCGUCCUCGGUCUCGCGGCGCUGGAGGCGCUGGACGUGGGCGGCAACGUCGACCUCAAGUGCCUCCCGCGGCUGCCGGAGCGGCUCCAGAAGGUCGACGCGGAGAACUGCGGUUUGACAGUUGUGGACCGGCUCCCGGAGGAGGCUAGGACGCUCUGCCUGUCCAAGAACCGGCUCUCCGAGGGCGUCGACGUGCGCCACUGCCGCUGGCUCACGUACCUGGACCUGCGGAGCAACGGCAUGGCGACCUACGCCAUCCCCGACCUCCCGAACCUGAGCCACGUCUUUCUGGGGCACAACGGUUUGGGCGACGUGGCGCUGGAAAAGCCGUCGGACGCGCUCGCGCACGUCGACCUCGGCGCGAACCGGCUCCGCCACCUCCCGCCGGCGCUCGGCGCCUGCGGCGGGCUGCAGUCCAUCGACGCGUCGAACAACGACCUGGGGGAGGUGCCCGCGGCGCUGGGCUACCUGCCGAAGCUCCAUCGGUUGUCGCUGGAGGGCAACCCGCUGCGGACGCUGCGGCGCGACCUGCUGACGCAGGGCUGCGACCGGCUCAAGGCCUAUCUACGGACCCGGGGCCCGUCGCUGCUCCCCGAGGAGGCGGAGCUCGCGCGGCCGUCGUCGUCGGGCGACGACCGCCUCGAUUUGCGUUUUCUCGCGAACGGCGUCCGCGACCCCGAGUCGCGCGGCGUGCUCGACCUCAAGGGCCGCAAGCUCGAGCGCUGCCCGCUGAGCCGCGACGACGCGCGGACGAUCCGCGACGACCUGGCGGCGGACGACGGCCUCGACGAGUACGUCGCGGACCCGCGGAAACGGGCCUUGGUGGCCAAGGUCCAGGUCGUCGACGCGAGCAACAACGACCUCGCGCAGCCGCCCGAGGCCGCGGUGCUCUUGGAGCUGGGGCCCGCGCUGUCGGAGCUCAAGCUCUGCCGCAACAAGCUCUCGGCGCUGCCCCUCGCGGCGCUCGCGCGCGUGCCCCUGAAGCGGCUGGACUGCCGCGAGAACGCCAUCGACCGCGACGAAUUCCUGGACGCCGUGUCGCCGCUGGGCGCGCACCUCACGGAGCUCGACGCGUCGUCGAACCGGCUGCGGGCCGUGCCGCGGUCCGUCUUCGCGUGCGUCGCGCUGCGGAGCCUCCGCCUGCCGCGGAACGCCAUCGCGGGCGACUUGCAAAGAGGCUGGGGCGCGCUCGUGAGCCUGGAGACGCUGGACGUCGCGGACAACCGCCUCACGUCCCUGGGCGACGUCCACGCGGCGCCGCGGCUCCGGGUGCUGGACCUGGCGAACAAUUCGAUCCGCAACGUGCCCCCGGAGCUCGGCCUCUGCCCCGAGCUGCGCACGCUCGUGCUCCACGGCAACCCGCAGCGGAGCGUCAGGGCCGCGGACCUCCCGCGGGACACGCCCAAGGUCCUCGCGAAGCUCCGCGACCGCCUGCCGGCGAACGUCGGCGACCGCGCGCCGUCGCCCUUGGAGCCGUCGGGCCGCGGCCGCCGGGGCCAGCCCAAGGACCCCCUCGGCCCGGAGGCGUCGCCGCGCUGGCGCGACGCCUACGACACGCGGAGCCCGCGGCUCCACGAGGGCCACAGCCCCCGCGCGCUCGUCGACGACAGGCCGCCGGGGUCGCCGCCGGCGCAGCGGAGCCGGCCCGGGUCGUCCGACGUCGUCGAGCACGUGCGGCACCCGCGCGUCGCCCGGCUCAAGUGCCCCGUGGGCGAGCCGGACACGCCGCCGCCGCCCUUGGACUCGCCGCCGCCGCCCUUGGACUCGCCGCCGCCGCCGCUCGACUCGCCGCCGCCGCCGCCGGGGAGCUCCUUCGGGUCGCGGCUCCGGGGCCUCGUGCCGAACCGCGACAUGGCCUGGAGCCCGGACUUCGGCGACGCGCGCGUCGCGCCGGCGGUCUUGAAGUACGGCAGCCCGCGCGGCCGGGAUCUGAACGCGCCGCCGAGCCCGCUGGAUCUGGGCGGCGGCGCGCGGGGCGACGUCGUCGUCGGCGCCUGGGAGGGCGAGGCCGACGACGAGACGCAGCCCGUGCUCGGGCGGCCCGUGAACAUCUCCACCGCGAAGCGCGAGUUCCGCGACCGCGCGAUGGCCUGGAGCCCGGACCAGGGCAGGACAAGGGUGAUUCAACAUCGCUUCAACGUGAGCCCGGACCCGCGCGACAAGGCCCAGCGGCCGCCGCGGCGGAACCUGGACCUGGGCCCGUCCGCGCCCUUCGCCAAGCCCAUCCCCCGGGUCUCGCCGCGCCUCGGCGGCUCGGACCACAACCUGGGUCUGGGGGACCCGUCGCCGAACGCCGCGCGCCGCCUCCGGAAGCCCCUGCCCAAGCCGCGGGCCGCGCGCGACGCCGCGGACCAGGAGGCCCUGCUCGUGCUCCAGUCCAAGGUCAACGACCUCAACUCCAUGCUCCGCCACCAGGACGGCGCGCUGAGCCAGGCGAAGCGCUUCGCUUUGAAGAAGCAGCUCGCGCGCGCGAACGCGGACAAGAUCCGCUUCGAGCGCGAGCUCGCGUCGCGCUAG